AUGAGCCACAAUCAGCUAACUGGGAGCAUCCUGCCUGAGGUUGGACGCGCUGUUUCACUGCCGCAGUUGAGAUUGGAUGGCAAUUUGCUGACUGGAGCCAUUCCAAUAGAGAUAGGGAACUGCUCAUCUCUGACCUCAUUGGUCUUGUCGCGGAAUAAUCUCACCGGUCCUGUGCCUGGUUCGGUCACGAACCUAUCCAACCUCGAGGUGUUGGACUUGUCAUUCAACAAUUUAUCAGGAAGCCUGCCUAAAGAAUUGACAAACCUUUCGCACCUUGUCUCGUUUAAUGUCUCCUUCAAUGGUCUCGAGGGGGAGCUCCCGGUGGGAGGCUUCUUCAACACCAUCCCCACGUCGUCUGUGAUUGGGAAUCCGUCGUUAUGUGGCUCCAUUGUCAAGCAAUCAUGCCCUGCUGUCCAUCCCAAGCCUCUGGUCCUCAACCCCAACUCAUCUGUCUCGAAUCACGGCCCCCUCCCACCAAAUCUUCGACCCAAGUGGAUCGUGCGCAGCAUAUCUUCCCUUGUGGCCAUUGGUGCAGCUGUCUUCAUAGCUCUUGGUGUGGUUACAGUCUCUAUUCUCAACAUGCAUGCGCGCACAUCCAUGGCACGGUCUGCUGCUGCAUUCACAUUCUCCGGGGGCGAUGAUUUCAGCCCUUCCCACGACACCGAGGCUAACUAUGGGAAGCUUGUGAUGUUCUCUGGAGAAGCUGAUUUUGCUACCGGGGCCCAGUCUCUGCUCAACAAGAACUGUGAGCUCGGGCGCGGUGGUUUUGGGACUGUCUACAAGACCGAGCUCCGAGGGGGGCGCUCCAUCGCCAUCGAGAAGCUUAACACCACGAGUUUGGUGAAAUGCCAAGAAGAUUUCGAGAGGGAGGUUAAGACACUAGGCAAGGUGAGGCACCAGAAUCUGGUGGCACUCGAAGGAUACUACUGGACGCCUUCGUUGCAGCUGCUCAUCAACGAGUACGUCUCUGCAGGAAGCUUGCACAGGCAUCUCCACGACGGAGGGGAUGACAGCAGCAGCCUCACUUGGCAGCAAAGAUUCAACAUAAUCCUCGGCACUGCUAAGGGCCUAGCUCACCUGCACCGGAUGAAUGUCAUUCACUACAACAUGAAGUAAAGCUUGGCUUGAUUUGUGCCUCUCAGGUGCCAUCGAAUCGCACCGACAUGGAAGAGGUCAUAUGGAUUUUGGAACUCAUCCGAUCUUCAUCGGAGAAGGAAGAAAUGGAAUCAUAAUCUACAAGAGAAAGAUUUCAAGUUUAAAAUGUUGGUAUAAGGUGAAGAGGAAUCCAGUUUCUCAUGAAAAUCUUUCAUUAGUGUUGAAAUAUUUUGUCAUUAAAAAUAUCUUUGUUUGUUCCUUACAUUACUGGAUUUCUGUUCACCAGCUCCAACUCAUGUGAUCUCUCUAGUUAUAUUAGUAUACAUGUGAGUGAUCUUCAUCACAAACUCUUAAACAUGCUACCUAUUAUACCUUCUAUUCUCAUUUCUUUUUUGCUUUUUA
This is a messenger RNA of Salvia miltiorrhiza (redroot sage), 1497 nucleotides long. RefSeq names its product leucine-rich repeat receptor-like protein kinase PXC2. The record is from RefSeq and is a predicted model, not a curated record. Gene Ontology annotation, biological process: protein phosphorylation. Bases 1 to 1116 code for a protein of 371 amino acids. Gene Ontology annotation, molecular function: receptor serine/threonine kinase binding; ATP binding; protein tyrosine kinase activity. NCBI's taxonomy places the organism in Eukaryota, Viridiplantae, Streptophyta, Magnoliopsida, Lamiales, Lamiaceae. The transcript has 2 exons.